Messenger RNA from Aureococcus anophagefferens, 420 nucleotides. RefSeq lists its product as hypothetical. Lineage: Eukaryota; Pelagophyceae; Pelagomonadales; Pelagomonadaceae. The record is from RefSeq and is a predicted model, not a curated record. Bases 1 to 420 code for a protein of 139 amino acids. The transcript has a single exon.
AUGGGCGGCGCCGGCUCCGUCGCGCGGCCGCCGGCGCCCGCGGCCUGGGGCGCCGGCGGCGACGUGCUCUGCGUCGAGCUCCGCGCGGCCACGGGCUUCCCGGCGGCGCCGCCGGCCGGCGGCGGCCUGCCCUUCGUCGCGCUGCGCGUCGGCGCGAGCGACGACGCGCCCGUCGCCGCGCGCUGGCCCCACGCGCGCCGCGCGGAGACGGCGCCCGUCUGGCGCGGCUGGCGGCCCCUGGGCGAGCCGGAGGGCUGCGCGGCGAUUACCGUCGAGCUCUUCGAGGGCGGCGCGAGAGCGACGCUGGACCUCGUCGGCGCCGACGGCGCCGUCGCGCCCGGCGACGUCACCGCGUCCGUCGGCGGCUGCGCGCUCGUCUUCGCCGCGCGCGUCGCGACCUGUGUGCAAAUCAUCCAGUGA